AGCAAGCCGGAGCUGGGCUCCGCCGCUGUCGCUCGGGAGGGGAGGACGCGGCGAGUCGGAGCGACGCCCCUGCGCGCCCGUCUCCCUCCGUCCCCCGACUGCAGCCCGCGCGCUGCUGCCUCGGCUCCCGGGGUCUUUGCUGCCUCACCCCGCUCCUUGCUGCGCCCUUGUGGUCCCUGGAGGAGCCGGCGUGGGCGGGCGGGGAGGAGUCACCUGGGGCGGCCCCCCGCCGCGAGGGGGAUGCUGUGAGCGUGGCUUGGCCGCGCCAGCCCUGCGCUGAGCUUCGGGACCUGUUUUAGAAGAAAUGUGGUGAAUAUCAACUUACUUUAGUUGGGGGGGACAUUCUGAAAUGAGAAUUGUGAUAAUUUUAUUCAAGAGAUGAUGAUGAUAAGGAAGAGAGAUCUUAUUACAGAUGACCAAGACUGAGUAUUUUUGGACAUGAAGUUUAUAUUAAUCAGUUUGCUGAGCUCAAAGAUAAAUGAAAACCUGGGAAGGCAUCCAGAAUGACCAGGAACAGAGACUGAAGAAGAUUGUGAAGAUCAUAUGAUUUUAGAUAAUGGGCUGUGUGCAAUGCAAGGAUAAAGAAGCAACAAAACUGACGGACGAGAGGGACGGCAGUUUAACUCAGAGUUCAGGAUAUCGCUAUGGCACAGAUCCCACUCCACAGCACUACCCUAGUUUCGGUGUGACUUCAAUUCCAAACUACAACAACUUCCAUGCAACAGGAGGCCAGGGACUGACUGUCUUUGGGGGUGUCAAUUCCUCUUCUCAUACUGGGACUUUGCGUACAAGAGGAGGAACAGGUGUAACUCUCUUUGUGGCGCUUUAUGACUAUGAAGCAAGAACAGAAGAUGACUUAAGUUUUCAGAAAGGAGAAAAAUUUCAGAUACUUAACAGCUCUGAAGGAGACUGGUGGGAAGCACGUUCCUUGACAACAGGAGAAACUGGUUACAUUCCCAGUAAUUAUGUGGCUCCAGUCGACUCCAUCCAAGCAGAGGAGUGGUACUUUGGCAAACUUGGCCGAAAAGAUGCUGAGAGACAGCUGUUGUCAUUUGGAAACCCACGAGGUACCUUCCUUAUCCGUGAAAGUGAAACCACCAAAGGUGCCUAUUCCCUGUCUAUUCGUGAUUGGGAUGAUAUGAAAGGAGACCAUGUCAAACAUUAUAAGAUACGUAAACUUGACAGUGGCGGAUAUUAUAUCACAACUAGGGCACAGUUUGAAACUCUUCAGCAGCUAGUUCAACAUUACUCAGAGAGAGCUGCGGGUCUUUGCUGCCGCUUAGUAGUCCCCUGUCAUAAAGGAAUGCCAAGGCUUACUGAUCUAUCUGUCAAAACCAAAGAUGUCUGGGAAAUUCCACGAGAAUCCCUACAGUUGAUCAAGAGACUGGGAAAUGGGCAGUUUGGGGAAGUAUGGAUGGGUACAUGGAACGGAAAUACUAAAGUGGCAAUAAAGACUCUGAAGCCUGGCACAAUGUCCCCAGAAUCCUUCCUAGAGGAAGCUCAAAUCAUGAAGAAACUAAAGCAUGACAAGCUAGUCCAGCUUUAUGCUGUGGUGUCUGAAGAGCCGAUCUAUAUUGUCACUGAGUACAUGAAUAAAGGGAGUUUGCUAGACUUCUUAAAAGAUGGAGAAGGAAGAGCCUUAAAGUUACCGAAUUUAGUGGACAUGGCAGCACAGGUUGCUGGAGGGAUGGCGUACAUUGAGCGAAUGAAUUAUAUACACAGAGACCUGCGAUCUGCAAAUAUCCUGGUGGGAAAUGGCCUAAUAUGCAAGAUUGCUGACUUUGGAUUAGCAAGAUUGAUUGAAGACAAUGAAUAUACAGCGAGACAAGGUGCAAAGUUCCCCAUUAAAUGGACUGCGCCAGAAGCAGCAUUGUAUGGAAGGUUCACAAUAAAAUCAGACGUAUGGUCUUUUGGAAUAUUACUCACAGAGCUUGUAACAAAAGGGAGAGUGCCAUACCCAGGUAUGAAUAACCGUGAAGUCUUGGAACAGGUAGAACGUGGUUAUAGGAUGCCAUGUCCUCAGGAUUGUCCCAGCUCCCUGCAUGAGCUUAUGAUCCACUGCUGGAAAAAAGACCCAGAAGAACGUCCAACUUUUGAAUAUUUGCAGGGUUUCCUUGAAGACUACUUUACUGCAACAGAACCCCAGUACCAACCUGGUGACAACCUGUAAAUUCCUGGUCUACACAGACUGUCAUUAACAGGUGUCCUCCCCCACGCCCCAUUAGCUUCCAACUCAGUGACCGGCUUCGCCAAAGUGCAGCAUCUUCCAGCACCAGAAUGCACAUGAGUCUGAAGUUGAGAACUUCUACAGAACUUGUCCAUGACCACUUGUCCUAAUAAUCUGAAUGUCCUCUAUGACAAGGAGAAAAACUUUUUUUUUCUUAGUCAGAGACUCAGAAACUGCAUUGUAUUGAUGUUAUGUAAACUGCAAAACCUCUGUUCAGUGUAAAUAGUAACUUAGUGCCAAUAACUGAUCCUAGUGCUUUCCUUUUUAAAGAAUGCGAAACCUAUGUGAUUUUAACUGGUCUCCUCCCAAUUCAAUUCAAAGUAUUAUUUUCCAAAAGUGGCCUCUUUGUCUAAAACAUUUUUUUUCAUGUUUGAACAAAAAAAGAAUCAGGCAGAUGUUUGUUUUUUGCUUUUUUUAUAUAUAUAUAUAUAUAUAUAUAAUAUAAUAUAUAUACAUACCUGUACAUACAGUAUAUGGGUUCUGUUGCAGAGGAAACUCAUUUCAGAUUGAAUGAGCCAGGCUGAUGCAGUAGUACCCAGAACAUAACAUGUAAACACUGGUAAGAUUCUGAAAGCCAGUGAUCUAAUUUUUGGCAUUUGCCAAGCAUGAAUUUUUUUCAAUUGGAUUGCACUUUUUGUUUAUGACUAUGUACUUGUAGAUGGUUGUAACUUUGCUCUUUCAGGAAUCAUGUGCUGUAUUUACAGUAAUGUUUCCAAUCUUUGACAAGCGUGUUAUAAUUUGUUCUUCAAAUUAAAAUGAACAUACUUAAAUUAAGAAAAACCACACCAUCACCUUUUGAACUGGAAGAUUGAAACUGCAAGUUCUUGUAUCAAAACAUGUAUACUGAAAUGUUUCAAAAACUUUUAUUUAAUAAACAUUGUAACCACAUUCAAAAGAUCUUAAAACCAUAGCAUUUUAGUCAUGUCCACCUACUAAACUGUUUAUCAUGCAACUAGGAUUUUCUGUUUUGUGUGUAACAUUGCCCAUUGUAAAAUAAGUGUGUUAAAUGUCCUGUACUGCUAAUGAAAUUACUUUCUAUAUGUCUGCGAGUUCUCCAGUGGAAUUACUAUGCACUUCUUUACAUUUCAUGGGAGAUGCACAGAACAAAGUAUUACUUUUUCAGCUAUUUGUACCAGCCUUGAGUGACUUACAUUUAACCAAAAACAAUUCCUUUCUAUUUCUAUUGAGUUUUUAAUACUGAGUUGCAAAUUUUAAAGUCUUAAUUACAUUUUGUUAUGAUUUAUUUGCAAGUUUACAUUUUAAAACUGUUUAACUUUCUUAAUUUAGUAAUUAAAAGAGAGCAUUUUACCUUUGGAUAUUUGUUCUUUUGUUUAAAUCAUGGAGAGAAGAAGGGGAAAAUACCAUUUUGGCAUCACCUUUAAUAGGGGAUGUACUUGGCCAUUUGUUUGUUGGUAUCAUUGUCCAAACUACAAAGCUAAUAUGAUUCAAAACAGCUGGAGUUCAAUGUCAAGGAUGGGUGAACAUGUAGAGUAUUUCACAGUUCUGUGUUUGGAAGAGCUAUUCUAGAAUAGCUCUCUUUAUUUCAUCAUUAAUAUUUGGGCACGUAAAUGUCACAGGAAAAGGUUUUUUAUGCAUAGACAAAUUGAUCAACAUUAGUCUUAUUACUGCAUAAGAAUAUUGAAACCGUGUUUAGUCAAGUAAUACAUUUUGAUGGUCGAAAUGCAA
Messenger RNA from Chelonoidis abingdonii (Abingdon island giant tortoise), 3913 nucleotides. NCBI's taxonomy places the organism in Eukaryota, Metazoa, Chordata, Testudines, Testudinidae. The record is from RefSeq and is a predicted model, not a curated record.